Molecule: messenger RNA, 1957 nt
Organism: Podarcis lilfordi (Lilford's wall lizard)
Lineage: Eukaryota; Metazoa; Chordata; Lepidosauria; Squamata; Lacertidae
Source: the annotation of a GenBank genome assembly
UGUGGGAGUCAUAAAGCCACGGUAAAGGCUUGUAAUAUUGCAGGGUGCCCCCUGACCUUGGCUGACCAGCACUCUGAGCUUUACAAUGUAUUGGAAUGUAUUGGAGCUGUGUUUCCUCUGGGCAGUGAUUGACCUUAUACGGUGAAGGGGGCAAUAAAAGCCUUGACCGGAUGAGGUAACGUGAGACACUGGCAAACAGCCAUGCGGCUGGAGAGGGACAAAGGAAUAAAGAAGUUUGCAGGAGGAGGAGAGGGAAGUUCGAGAGGAGCUGCUCCUACCAUCAUGAAAAUAUUGCUGGCUCUCUGUGUCAUAAUUUUAUGCUAAACUUCGCCACUUUGUCACGGCUGGCUCCGACAAGUGGUGCCCCGUGUGAGGCUGAAUAAAAGAAUACGUCUGAGGACUAAGAGGAAGAGGAUUUUAAAAGAAAACCGUGUGAGGCAACUUGAAGAAAACAGUCUGAGGCAGACUAAGAGGAUUUUAAAAGGAAACCGUGUGAGGUUUAUCGAUCCUAGCAAAGGAUAUCAUCGGCUCACUACGCCCGGCCAGGGUUUCAAGCGCUAUUCAUCUUAAAAAGAUCCCGGUGAGUUCCGAUCCCUUAUUUAUAUUGAUUUUAGAAAAAUGGGCAGCUCUUUGUCUGCUCCCCAACAGAAAUUUUUAAAAGACUUAAAAUUUCUCCUCUCCUCCAACGAAUUGGAAGUUCCUGAUGGUGAUUUAAUAUAGCUCAUUCUGGCUAUCAAAGAGCAUUCCCCCUGGUUUCCUGCAGAUGGGACUUGGGAAUUAAAACUUUGGGACAAGAUCGGGGAACAUUUUCAUGGGCACCCCAGCAUAAGUGUUCGGAUUCUAAAUGCAUGGUGCAAGGUUCGUUAUGCCAUGGACUCUUUAUCACCAAAAAAUAUCUCUAUGGCUGCAUUGCCAACACAACCUCCAGCUUCCUUACUCCAGCCUGCUGUGUUAGAGACUGUUCCAAUACUUGCUUUGCCAGUAGCUCCAGACCCCAAACCUCCAGACUACAGUUCCUCACCAGAGGACCCAAUCCUGCAAAAAUACCGUGGUCUGGCUGGCAAUGAUCCUAAUCUUUCAGUGGCAGAACCAGCUACUCCUUUUCAAUGUGCAGUCCUUGGCUGUUCCUUAAUUCAGGAUACUAUGGCAUUCCCUGUUAUUGUGCCCCCUGCUGGCGCUCCAGCAGGAACUCAAGCCCAACACCAACCUUUUGACUUUAAGAUUUUGAAAGAGCUGCAACAGUCAGUAAAGGCAAAUGGACUACAAGCCCCAUAUACGCAGGCGCUUUUAGAAGCCACAUUAGCCCAGCUCUUGGUUCCAGAGGCCCAUACAGUGUUACCCCCAUCAGCUGGUGUUUUGUUUGCCCACGAAUGGGAAACUGCCUGCCGUGCUUAUGCUCCAGCUUUGUUACAACAAGUCAGAGGAAAUAAUCCAAAUGUUACCCUCGCAGAUGUCUUAGAUGCCAUGUUGGGGCGUGGUCCCUUCGCUCAAGCUUCAGUGCAAGCCACACUGCUGCAAAUCUUAUUGAGGGACACUGCUCUUGCUGCUAAACAAGCAAUGAGAAAAAUCCCAGAACCCACCAGUAUUCAAUCAAGGUGGGGUUCAAUCAGGCAAGAGGCAAGAGAAUCAUAUUCUUCCUUUAUGGACAGGCUGCUUACAGCAGUGAGUCGCCAAAUUGAAAAUCCUGAAGCCAAACAAAUAAUUAUCAAACAAUUGACCUUUGAAAAUGCCAAUGAGGAUUGUAAACUUGUGUUGCGACUGAUAAUACACAAUCCUGCCACAGACACAGCAGCCAUGCUUCGCAUUUGUCAGUCUGUAGUUAAAGCCACCCACAAGGCUUAUCUGCUGGCAGCAGCGCUAAAUGAAAACCAGCCUGUAGCCACCAAUACAACUUGUUUCCAGGGUGGCAAACCAGGAUCACCGAUACCCCAGUGGGGGUAGAACAGUGGCCUCUACC